GUCACUGCAGCCAGUCGGCGUGAAAUGUCUUAACUUUCGACCUGCAACAACCGUGCGGGCUUACAUCCGGGACUUCACAAACUGAAGGCGUGCCUUCCUCUUUAGUAAAAUGCGCAUGUGUGUGUUUGAAAUCUCGGCGGAUGACUUCCACUGGACUCGGCGUAAGAACAUGCAACCUGUAGUGGUGAGGGGAUAUCCAGACCAGGUCCUCUCCGUUGGGAGAGUGACUCUGGGUGAGCAGGCUAGAAAGGCCAUGAAACAGAAGCAGAGGAAGGAGAGCAAGAAGAAGACGGAGCAGAAGAAGGGGAAGGAGAACGAAGAGAACAAGAAGGAGAAGGAAGAUGAGGAGAAGGAGGCGGAGGAGGAGAACCUGAAGGAGAAGCAGAAGGAAGCCGUCCUUAGGGCAGCCUGUGCCCUGCUGAACACUGGGGGGGGCAUAAUCCAGAUGGAGGCUGAGAAUCAGGACUACAGUUACAGCACCGAUGCUUUGGGUCAGGAUCUGGAGAGAGCUUUGAAAGAACUGGUGAAUCCUGCACGAAUGGAUGAUUUUUUUGAGUUUUCUCAACAGGGCACAAAGUUCCUCAUGUUUGUGAAGUCCUGGUGCUCAUCAAUCAAGCGAGCACGCAUCUGCAGCAUCAGCACUGGCCUCUGGCAAAGAUCUGAAACCUCAGCCGAGCAGGUCUCUUCCAGUGCAGCGAAUGAAUUCCUGCAGAAGAAAGAGAGGAAGCUCUCUGAGAAUAGUAAAAUCUAUCAGUUUUAUGAAAGAAACACAGUGAACGCAAAUGAGCUUUUGGACUUUGGAGAGAGUCUGACCGUGGACUUCAAGGACUUUGGGAGUAAAAAUGUAUUAGUUCGACUUAGAGAGUGUCUUCCCAGGUACAUAUCUGCCUUUGCAAACACAGCGGGUGGAUUUUUGUUUAUCGGUGUUAAUGAUGCACGGAGAGUCACCGGAUGCGGCAGAGGUGAAAGUGAGGAGAAACUGGAAACGCGUGUUGCAGAAAUAUGCAGCAAGGCCAUCGCAGUUCAUCAGCACAGCUGCUCAAAAAGCCACAGCUGGUCUGCGGAACACCGUAUUAUCCCAGUUCUGGACAAGAAUGUCACUGAGUCCAGGUCCUAUGUCCUGGCCAUAAAAAUCCCAACUUUCUGCUGUGCUGUCUUUGAAAAAGAUCCAGAUUCUUGGCAGAUUAAAGACUCUCAGUUGAGCCGUCUCACUGCUGACCAGUGGUUGGAAAUGAUGGAAAGCACUGAUCCAGUCAACAAGCUGAUUGGAUCAUUCAAACAGCUCAGUAUAAAAGAUACACCUCCACAGUGUAGAACAGUUUACGGAUUUCAAGAAGAACAUCUGAAACCGCUACAGGAUAAACUUUUUCCAGUUGAUAAAAAUGAUAUCUCAAUUGGACCUGAUCCACUCAUGAAAGAUCUCUUUGAGAAGUAUGAAAAACUUGGAAACCUUCAGACCCUUGAGAGGCAGGAAAAUGCUCCUGGUGUGCUCAUCUUCUCCAGAAGCUGGGCUGUUGACAUUGGCAGGGUGAGAAAAAGCAGUGUCAUCUGUGAUGCCGUGUUAAUCUGCCAGAACUCCCUGCCCUGUCUAUACACGGUCGUGGAAGAAGGCAGCCCGGAUGCAUGGGAAUAUGCGACAUCAACAGCGUUUCACCUCAAGCAGAAGCUGGUGAACGUUGGAGGCUGCUCGGAGAGAGUCUGUGUGGUCCCAAAGCUGGUGCACUGCCACACUUUGAAGCUGAUCCCCAGAGAGAAGAGCAGCCCUGAUGGGAUGUCGUAUCCUGACUGCUACACGCUUGGCUCAGAGGAUCAGAUCAGAUCAGUGCUGCGCUCCUUGGUUAUCGUUCUGCUGAGCUUCACUUCGGCUCUGAGUGAUAAACUCGGGUGCGAGUUCCUAAAUUUGCUCACCGAAGAGCAGUUUGAGUUCCUUCAAACAUAUGAGGACAUCAGAGAGCUCUUCAUUCACGGUUUGCCAGGGACUGGUAAGACGGUGCUUGCUGCUGAGAAAAUAAAGAGAAUAAAGAACGCUUAUGACUGCAAGGACGACAACGUCCUUUACAUCUGUGAAAAUCAGCCACUGAAGUAUUUUAUGAGGAAACAGAAGAUUUGCUUUUGUGAAACGAGGAAGUGCUUCAUGAUGAAACGAGAAGAAUGUUUCUCAGAAGUGCAACACAUAAUUGUGGAUGAAGGACAGAAUUUCCGUGCUGAAGACGGAGAUUGGAUCCAGAAAGCGAGGAACAUCGUGAAGGAAAAUGGGGUGUUCUGGGUUUUUCUCGACUACUUUCAGCAAAGCCACAUCACACGCAGCGGCCUGCCGCCUCUGCCCAGUCAGAGUAAGGCCUACUUGUGUACGAUUGUCCGCAACAGCAAACAGGUAUCCGAGCGCCUGAAAAAGGAAAUUGAUGGUAUCUGCAAAAGCUUUACGAAAACCAACCAAUUAGCAAAUCAUCUGAAAAGCAUGUUUAGCAAACUCCGCUUUAUCCAUUCGUUCUCAGGAAGCUAUGUAGUAGAGAAAAUGGCAGAAAGGAAAGUUGUGCCAUAUCUGCGGAACAAGCUAUAUCACCUUUUGGAUGAUGGACGGUCAUCGAAAGAUAUUGCUAUUCUUUGUUCCACUCAGAAAGAUAGAGAUAAAAUUCAGUUGGCCCUGGAAUCAAAGAGGUCAGGGCCCAGAAUUUGCUUCACCUCUGCAGAGGAUAUGGAUAGUGAUGUGGUCGUGUUAGACAGCAUACGCAGGUUCUCAGGCCUGGAGAGGAACAUUGUGAUUCUGAUCGACCCACAAGCUCACCCAUCCCAAUGCGAGGUGGAAAAGAAUCUUUUGGUUGGUGCCAUUUCGAGAGCGAGAAUCCAAUUAAUUGUCAUUGAUUUGAUUUCCUCCCGAAAUGUAAGGGAUUCCGCUGGGGAUGGAAGGGAUUCCGAUGGGGAUGGAAGCGAUUCCGCUGGGAAUGAAAGGGAUUCCGCUGGGGAUGGAAGGGAUUCCGCUGGGAAUGGAAGCGAUUCUGCUGGGGAUGGAAGGGAUUCCGCUGGGAAUGGAAGGGAUUCCCCUGGGAAUGGGACAGGGUUCGCAGUAGCGAAUCCAGAAGACGGGAGAAUGGAGAUUGAUUGAUGGAUGGAGUCCUCGUCUUAAUGUCACCUUUUUAAGGAAACGUUUAAAGCUGAGAAUCCCGAAAACCAAGAACAUUGCAUGUUGAAGUUUUAAACAAGUGUACGGCAAGUUGUGUUGGGUGCUGUAGGGCAGUUGGGUGCUGUAGGGCAGUUGUAAGUUGUUUCUCUACAGUUCUCUCUCUGAGAGCUCAAAUGCUUUAUUUCUCUAUAAGAUCCCAAUUGAGCCUGCGUCUGUUACUUUCCACAUUCCAACACUAUCUCCCACUUCCCUUCAGGAUCGCCAGACCCCUCAUGCCAGAUACUCAUAAUUCUAAGAUCAGAGCUGUAGAUGACACUGAGGGGGAUUAACAACCUCUUUGCACGUAGAGGAGGCAUAGGGACAAAGGCUCAUUCGCUGUUAACCACGCUCGCGGUGUGAACCCCCCACGGUGUGAUAGUUUCGGACUGCGCCAGCUCUGGGCCUAGAUAAUCGCUCCAUAUCCCUAUAGAGCACCACCGGCGACUAGCGGGCACCGUCAGUAUUUCAAGGCCGCUCCAUUCAUGCCAACGAACGGAGAACAGCCGAAUCAUAUUAAGCAUAAUUAGCAAAUACCAUUCCGGUACCCUGCUGGUCUGAAAACUCAAAGUGAGUGCAGGCUAUUAGAAUCUUACAGUGUCGCGUUUCUGAGUUCCCUAGCCUGCACGACUAAGAAAUAAUUCAUCAUCUCCCCGUAACCUGAACCGAAAGUAAUCAUGUUUGGUAUGGUUAUCUUUUAAUACUCACAAUGAAGGUCGGGGGAAAAUGUAUAUCCACUUUUCUUGUACUGCUAAGUAAUUAUCCAACUAGAUCAAAUUUGGCAAAAUAUUUUAUAGGAGUUAUUGAAACCCGCCCCCUAAUGGGAAAGGUGGACGUGAUAUGAAGGUGUGCCCUCCGGACGGCCAAUAGCAGCUCAGACCUCUGUCUCCACGCAGGUACUUCAGUUCGAUGGCUAUCAAGGUCGGCACUUCUUUUCCUUUUUUAUAAUUUUUUCUUUCUCCCCCCGUACCCGAGCCGUGGCUCUUGUAGAUUUUUUAGAAAGCUACCGUAGCCUCAGUGUCCCGGGCGACCUCUGAGUGUUCGCACCACUUCGGAACCGUGCGUCUACGCCUUGAAGUGCUGACGGGCUUUGAUGUCUGUGUGGGAGUGCAGGUUGGCCAGGCCCAGGCUUUAUUUUCCAGCUCUGAAUUCAUUGUGUUCUGCCUCAGCUGGGUCUCAGAGAUUCCCCUUCUCCUCCCUCUUUCCUCUUUGAUGUGGUCUGUAAACUGGAAUUCAUUCCGGUGUUGCCUGUCACCUUUUAACCGUAUGUGCUUGGAAUUGCAUUUGUUCAUAGUGAGCUUCUGUUUAGCGGUACCCACCAACAUUGUUGAGAGCCUAUCACAUAAGAUCAAUAAUACUAAUUUGUUCCCGUCUGGUUCGUGACUACGUUACCUUAUAUGUACCACAUUGCAUUGUGCUAUUCUGUGGCCGGUAUCCAUAUCCAAUAUUACCAACCAAACUGCUUAAUUUUCGGCAUUAUUUCUCAUUAAACUUUACAUUUCUGUA
Anguilla anguilla (European eel) is the source of this 4663-nucleotide messenger RNA. RefSeq names its product schlafen family member 13-like. Bases 110 to 3103 code for a protein of 997 amino acids. The transcript has 5 exons. NCBI's taxonomy places the organism in Eukaryota, Metazoa, Chordata, Actinopteri, Anguilliformes, Anguillidae. The record is from RefSeq and is a predicted model, not a curated record.